AUGUUCCCCGGGUACGUACCGGGGGCGCAUAGCAGCCAACGCCCGCGCAGCGGAGCGCCGUCACCUCUCAACCCGAGCAACGCCGAUGUGUCAAUAGCGAGUAGAGAUGAAGGCUCUCGCAGCGGUUCACAUCCGGUUGCGCGCGACACAGCGUCGACGACACCUGCAGCAGCGGUCACGAACCUCGUUGAGGCCGACUCGCCGCCCACUGCCUCACCCUUCAGAUUCAUCUGCCCCGACAGUCGAGUAGACACCCACUUCGAUCUUCCACCAGCGCUCAUCACGUGUCUUGUGCGACACAUAGAUGGCCAGCACCAGCCCCUUGCCACGCCGGCGAUCGUGGAGCGGUGCCUGCGCGACUUGCAGCGUCGACUCAUGCCAUGGGUGCCGGUGGAGCGCAUUUUCGGGUCCACAAUGCAGGCGACGGUGCCGAUAGACGCGAGAACGUCUGGGGCUGCUCAUCGGAAGGACAGCAUCGUUUCCUCUCCGGUGAGCAGCCCCGCGCCGCCGCCAGCCACCGCGCUGUACACCGGCUCGUACCUGGUGGGCAGCCGCGUGCAUCUUCAGCUUGCCAAGACAACCGACGUCGCCGCCGUCGUGAGUAGCACCUCGGUACUGCAUCUUCUGUUCUACGCAGUUGAUGAGUCGGAUUCGAGGCCGGCAGUGCUGUCGCACAUCGCGCAGGAUUGGCGCGCCGCCCUGACGCGCAAGGGCGAAGGCAACGACUGCCUGGUGCUGCUCGUACACAGCGACCUCAUCGCCGCUGCCGAAGUCGCGGCCCGGCUUGCAGAGGAGGCACAGCAGAGCAGUGACCAGAUACCAGCUGCCCCGUCGGGGUCACCACCACCACCACCACCACCCACCGGAAGCGCAGCUGCACCGGCGCUUAUUCAGGCCCGGGUUGACGCGGCUGCUGGGCAACUGCGCAAGUACCACAAGGAGCUCUGUGACGCAAAGUUUCUGCCACAGCAGAUAUGCGCCUACAUGCCGAACGAGACGCCGAUGCGCAUCCUCGAGCGACUGCGCUCCGCCGUCAUCAAGCACGGCGCGCGCCUACGUCAGGUGCUUGAGGCAUGCGCGGCGCAGAAGCGGCUGUCCCCGCAAGACCCUUUCACGAAACCGGGGGUGUCGGCAGCUGCGGACGCAGCCACAACCGCAGAGGUCCAGCCGCCUGCCUCCGUAUCUUCUCCCAACAUCGCGGUGUCACCGACCAGCGCGGCCGGAAAGGUGCUGCACACGGAUCGCAGCGCAUCGCCGCUGAAACCGCCAGUCGGUGCCACCUCCCCGUCGCGGCUGGUGGUGCACAAGUACUGGAGCGUGCGGGCCUUCUGGCGGUGCGGCUACGACCUCGCCGUGCACUAUCUUCAGUACGGUCUCGUGUUCGACGCUCGUGCGGUGCUGGAGCGCCUUUUUCUCGAGUACUACAACAGCUCCGACGACUACGGCUUUCUGCGCGCCCCGGUGGCGACGCUGCAGCGCUUGGGGCGUGUUCCAAACCUGUUCGAGGUGCACAGGAACGCUGGUUGGGCGCAGAGCAAGUCUGGCUAUCCGCGAGGGCUGGACACUGAAGCGGAGCUGCUCGAAGGUCUGCUGCUCGUCGCCUCCGCAGAGAUGUCGUGCUCGUUGCUGCUCGGCGACACCGCAGCUGCGAUGGCGCGCUAUCACACGUUCAUGCAGGUCAUGCGCGAGAAGUUCGACGAGAUGUCCGCUGCGAAUAUCAACGACAACCCCUCGGUGCCACCGCCACCGAUGCCGGCGGAGGCCAGCACGCAUGGCGCGGCCCCCCUGCACUCCACAACGUAUCAGCAGCUCUUCCUGCUGCAGUGUUACUUGUCCGGGCUGCGCAUGUGGUGGCCGAUGAGCGGACUUUGCCGUCCACGAAGCGAGGUCGCCGCCUCUCCCAGUGCCGCCACACCAUCAACACCGCAGCUGGAGACGCUCAGCGGAAUCGCCGCGGAGGAGCAGAGCAGCGCGAACGAGGGCGGCAUGGUUGCCGUCGUCGCGGACGUGGACAACGACGACGACGGAGGACGCGCAUCAGCAGAGCCACCGCGGCCCUCCUCAUCCACCGCCCCCACCACAGCGAACACGGCAAACGUGCAGGACACAGCGCCUGGACUGAGAACCGACACCGACCGUCUCGGCUCGCCGGCGUGUCUGGAUAGCGGCGGCAGUGAAGUCCGUUAUUCCAUCACGAACCCGUCUUUUGCCGCGGCCCUCACCAGCGUCCCCGGCCACUCCUUCCGCAUAGGCAGCGCUGGGCCCUUGUCUGGACGGACCGGCGGCGAGCACAGCGCGAUGCAAUGGGGGCCGGUGGAGGGGGAUACGAGCGAGGACGCGGAGGCCAUGAUGUGCGACCGAGAGCUUUCCUUCCUCCUGACGAGGUACGAGGACACAGUGCAGGUGGCGGCCACCUAUCUUGUCGACCUCGCCACUUCGACAGGCUUGCUCCCCGAGCACAUGGAGCUGGCGAAGCUGCAGGACAGCGUGCAAGCCAUCCGUGACACAGUUGACGCUGGCGACACGCAGGCGGUGCGGGCCCUGCAGCACCAUCAAGGGCACCUGCGCCGCAGCUGCGCAGAGGCGGCAGCUCUACUAGAAAACGCCAGAGAUGCACUGGCGGCCGUAGCGCACAGCCUCGGCUAUGGCAACCUCAGCUACCCAGUUAUAGACACCGCCACCAUGCCGUUGGGCACACAAGGCUCAGAAGGCCCCUCGGGUGGCGAUGUCACCGCCAUGACUACCGCGGCGUCUUCCGCGUUAGCCAACAUUGAGGAACUGUCGUCGCCGGAGCAGGCGUUGCGGCUGUGGCGGUUACUGACGGCGAUGGCGGCCCUCGCCGUGCGCAUCGCGGAGCAGCGGCGCCGCGAAUUCCGCCUCUACGUCCAACUCGCCGUGACCUUCCUGAUGGACCACCCCAACGUGACGGCGAACAUCGUGGCGGAGCGCCUGCUGCCGUACAUCAAGCUCCAAGGCUGGCGACGGAUCGAGCUGUUUGUGCGCCGGCUCUACGUGGAGGCACGGGAGCGGCUCAUGCGCCGUGCCGGGCUGUUUGACUCCUGCAGCACUGCGACGACCGCGUGUUCAGGCGACGUGGCGCCGGGUACCGCAAUGAGCGGGUCAGAUGCGCGACUUUGGCUUCGCGUCUUUCACACGAGCGCUGACUACGCCCUUUAUCGCGAGUGCGUGCUGGUGCUACUGAGCAACAGCGGCGGCGGCGGCGACGAGGACGACGGGAGCUCCAGUGCAGGUGACUCUGCCGACAGCGUUGGCGGGGCGGCGGACUGCGGCGUGGCUGCUGAGUGCAUCGUCGGGUCGCUUGACAGCCGCUUCUUCUCCGUGCGCACCAGGGCGGAACAGUGGCGGGAGCUAGUUCGGGUGGACGCGUUGCUGAUGGGCACCGUCCUCCACGGAGAGCCGUAUGAGUACCCGCUGGUGCACUUUACGUCUCCGCUCACGGUGAAGGUGGAGCAGAGGGCAGACGCCGCGGUCUCAAACGGCGACGGCGCCCUUGUCAAGGGCGAAUCCUCUACUUUGCUAGCGCCUGGCGUACUGAAGGCGGUCGUCGGCGAUGUCGUGCAGAUCACCUUCUCGUCCGUGUACACAAUCAACCCGCUGGUACGCCCGGCCUUUCCUGCCGCAGCAGAAAGACGGAACGCGGUGGCACGCGAGACAAAGCAGGCGGUGUGGUUCCAGCUGACGCUGGAGUCGCGCAAGGACUGGAACAGCGACGAGGAGGCGACUCACGAGGUGCACAUUCGUGACUCCGACGCAGUCCACUAUGAUGAGCAGACGCAUCGACUGCGCGUGACUUUCACCUUCCCGGUAUGCCACGCUGGCCUCUACCGUGUGCACCGCCUGCGCCUGUGCAACGGCGGCACGUGGCUAGCCUACUAUCCUCAGCGCAACGUCGGCGGCAGCUGCGGCGCAAGUGGGUGGGCGCCGUCUCUGAGGGCUGAAGGGUCGCACGCCUUCUCCCCACCGCGUCCGACGCACGUCACGGUGGAACCGCUGUACCAGCUAGUUGGCCGCUCCGCGCUGCUGCAGGUGCCGGAGCAGCGCAGCAGCGUGCAUCUCCGACUCACGCUCCCACGUGAGGCCCACUGCUUUGCCGAUAGCGUCGACUACGUGACUUUGGACGUCGAGCUGGAGGACCCUCUCUCCAUCAGCGCGCCGUCUGCCGACGGGUUGGGCGGUGUCAUGUCGGCGACUUUUACGGACCCUCAGCGGGUGAAAGGACUUGCUGCGGGACCAGGAAAGCAUGGCCGGGUAGCCGGCGAAGACGGUCGUUGUCCCACCGCGGACUGUACAUGCUCCUUCAGGGUCAGUCCAGGUAAUCUUCUCUUGCCGCUGUCAGCCGGCCGAAGCGGCCUCGGCAGCGACCAGCUCGCCCACCCCCAACGCGCCGAACCGUACGCGCCGCUUGUCGUCGACGGGGCCGAAGCUCACCAUGAUGACGCAUCGCUGCGACGGGGGUCGACCUCGUCCCUCACGCAGCGCUUGUUGCUGCACCCACCCGAGGACGACGGGGCCAACAGCGACGGGAGUGAGGUACACACGCCGUCAGACACACCGCGCCUCGUUGCGGCGGUGGUGCUUGGCACCCCAAACGCCUAUCGCCAGAAAAGCGGCGCGGUGGGAGCGGGAGUGGCGCGCUCCAGCCUUGGCACCUCCAUCCCGAGCCUCAGCAUGGCCGUGUCCAGCGCUGGUCCUUCUCGAGCUACGGCACCUAGCGGCGGCAGUGGUGUCUUGGGCUUGAGCGACUCCUUCGCCGUGCGGACCUCACAGCUGGUCGAUGCGCUGUCGCUGUCUCGACGACGUGUGUCGCCGAGGCCGGCCGCAGCGGCGCACGUGGAUGUGGCAGCAGCAGUAGUGCCCGCAACAGAGGCAGCCGUGAUCUAUCCAGGCGUGACGCACAGUGACAAGAAAUCCCCGCUGCAACAACAGCGGCAGCAGCCUUCGCUUCACGCUCAUCGCUAUGCCAACGAGCUCCACACGUCCUCCGAGCGCGGCGCACAGGACGGGCGGUUCACAGCGGGCGGCGACGGGGUCAGCGGUGACGACCGGAGGAGUCGUGGGGUAGCUGCCUCUACAUCCGGCCUCGGCUCCCCGGGCAUCCCCGGCGGAGCCGCCACGACACCCGCGCCGUCUCUGCUGCGCAUGGUCUCCGAGGACACGCUGGAGCUGGUUCUGAUGCAUGCAGAUACAGCCAUAAGAGACGACAGGAGCGCGGCCGUGACGCCGCACAGCGCGAAGACGGCGGCAACAAUGUCCGCCGCUCGCACCGUAGUGCCGAUUCACCUUGGCUGCUUCCUGAAGGACCUCCCAUCACCAGAGGUGCACUUGACUCCAACCAAGAGCGAUGUCGUGGCUUCUGGCAUAUCGGUGCUGCGGGCGGAGUGCUACCUCGCGGCCGACCCGCUGCGCGAGACUGUGAUUCGGCUUCUUCCCAGCACCCCGCAUGCGGUCGCACCGGUGACCGACGCCACCGGGUCGGAGAAGGCUGGCGUUGCGGCCAGGCACAUGCGCCUACGCCUGCCACUGCUGCCGCUCCUCACCACCCCGAUCUCCGCCGAGGCGCUGGCGAGUCAGCGGCCAGAGACGGUGGUAUCCGGCAGAGGUGCGGGCAAGGAUCCUACCCCGCCCGCCGCGGUGGCCGCGAAUCAGGCGCGCAUCGCCUUUACCUGCCUGCGCGGUCGUGAGCCGUGCACGACCACCCUGAGCGCGGUGCUGCCCUUCCAAGCCGCUAUCGGUUUCAACUACGCCUUUAAGCACCUCCAGGGGCGUGUGUACUGCCUUGUAAAAAUGAAAAACCUCCUGACAAGCACCUCGCUGUGGCUGCGCGGCGCCGUGCUGCAUGUGCUCGACGCGGAGCCGUCGUAUGAGCUUGUGCGAGUGUGCGAGGUGUACAACACACUUCUCCUUAGAGAGUGGAAACCGCAGGAGGAGCUGAGCAUCCUCUACGAGCUCGACCUCAUCCCCUCCUUCCACCCCGCGCAGCCGGAGUGCACGCAUCAGGUGCAGAUGGAAGCCGUCUACUCCAGCUGGCAUGAAACCUUCCGGACGACACCGCCAGAGGACCGACUUGUCCUGCGCGUGACGGAGCUACCGUCGACGGAGGUGACGGUGGAAAACGUCGAGGCUACCCACAAUAACGUCUUGCCGGGCGCCGCCGGAGCGAGAACGAGCGAUGGUGCGGUAACGCAGCAGGGCGCCGUGACCACAAGAACUACAAUGCUGCCAGGCAAAGCGGUAGGCAUGGCGACAUCCACAGGAGUGACGGCCUCGACGCUCGAUACGGCAACCACGUCCUGCUACCACAGUGACGCGGGCCCUGCCGCGGCUGCGCAGGCCGUCCAGCGUGCCUCUCUUGCGCGCAGCACCAGCAUAGACGGAAGCGGAAGCCGCUCUUUCGUCCACGUCACGCACACCUACUGCAGUGCCAGCAGUAGUACCACCGGCGACAAGUCGAGCAACGAGUGCAACGGCACUGGGGGCAAGAGCAGCAGCGGAGUCAAGAGCCAGAGAACGGCGUCGAGCGCGGUUCACUUCAACGUGGUCACGCUGCGGCACUUGGAGGAGACGUGCAACACAAUGUGGGGCCCCGUGGCCGCCUUCCGCUCGAAGCAUCUCUGUGUCUUCAGCAUCGUCAUGUACGCGGAGUCGCCGUGGACAAUGCGCUUUGGGGCGGCGACGAACUAUGCAUCCCAGACGCCCCACCCGAGGGCCACCUCGAACAUCUCGAGCACUUGCCAGGGCUCACAGCUGAGCCACUGGAGCGGCGGCAAGCCUAGCGCAGCGCUGUCCCUCUUCGGGAACGCAAUGGUGGACCAGCCGUCCGAAUUCGUGUUCGUCGCCGGCGAGCCGGUGCGCUUCUGUGUUCGGCUGCAGCCGCAAGCCCAGAACUGGCCAGAGGACGCGGAAAUGGAAGAGACCUUCUUCAUCCGCCUCAAGUACAACCCGGAGCAGUGGAUGGUGAUCGGCAAGCAGCGCGACCGCCGCACCCUCUCCUUGAUGGAGGAGGCGACGGUGUACUUCAACGCCGUCCCGCUGCUUCCCCUGACGUCCGCUGAUGGCGACAGGAGUGCUGCGGGGUCGCCAACGGCGGCCGGGGCCGCGACCUCGAUAGGCGGCAGCUCCGGCAAGGGGCCUCCUCGCGGGGCCGACGACUCCGCAAACGGAAGCGACGAGGACACGGACGAGGACAAGGACGUCGAUGCUGCUACCAGGACAGGACGCCGGCAGCGCCGCUCAACCCGGCCCCUCGCCGGGCACGCGGUGAAGGACGAGGGCAUCCUCCAAACGCCCACCGUUGAGAUGUUCUGGGAACGAAAGAAGCCAACGACAGCGACGGAUGGUGCAGCAAACCUGUCGAUGAAUAGCUUCGGAGCAGGAAAGCGCAACAGCUCGGCAGCUGGAGCGGAGGCAGGUCCCAGUGUGGUGGACGGGCAGUCGACGGGCGCGGACACCGUAAUGGGCGAGGCCGUUCUUGUCGACGUGGUGCAAUUUCGUACGUGGGUGCGCGUGCGCAAGCGCGGCCACUGA
This is a messenger RNA of Leishmania mexicana MHOM/GT/2001/U1103, 7545 nucleotides long. RefSeq lists its product as hypothetical. The record is from RefSeq and is a predicted model, not a curated record. NCBI's taxonomy places the organism in Eukaryota, Euglenozoa, Kinetoplastea, Trypanosomatida, Trypanosomatidae. Bases 1 to 7545 code for a protein of 2514 amino acids. The transcript has a single exon.